AUUUAAUCAAUGACAGAAACAAUAGAAAAUUUGAGAGAUUUUAACUAUUACAAAUUGAAUACAAAUAAACAUGUAUUAGUUGAAUAUAUAUGGAUUGAUGGUACUGGAGAGAGAUUGAGAUCUAAAACAAAAGUGUAUGAUACUGUGAUUAAAAGUUUGGAAGAUAUUGAAUGGUGGACAUAUGAUGGUUCAUCAACAGAUCAAGCAAUAACAAAAUUUAGUGAAAUUUAUUUAAAACCUGUAUGUAUGGUAAGAGAUCCAUUUCGUGGAGAUCCUCAUAAAUUUGUAUUAUGUGAGACAUAUAAACCAGAUCGUAAAACACCAGCACGUUUUAAUUUUAGAUGGAUAGCCGAAAAAAUAAUGUAAGAAGCAAAUGAGUGUGAUCCUUGGUUUGGAAUAGAAUAAGAAUAUUUUAUGUUAAAGAGAACAGGAACAACACAUUUAUGGCCUUUAGGAUGGCCUAUAGGUGGUUUUCCAUAUCCAUAAGGGAGAUAUUAUUGUUCAAUAGGAGAACGUAAUAAUUUUGGUAGAGCAUUAUCUGAAGCACAUUAAAGAGCAUGUUUAUAUGCUGGAUUAAAAUUAUCAGGAAUUAAUUCAGAGGUAGCUCCAUCUUAAUGGGAAUUUUAAAUAGGUAUUGCACAUGGAAUUGAAGCAGGUGAUCAUUUAUGGUUAGCAAGAUAUAUAUUAGAAAGAUUAGGUGAAGAAUUUGGAAUUGAUAUUAAUUAUGAUCCAAAACCUAUUCAAGGAGAUUGGAAUGGUACUGGAGCUCAUUGUAAUUUCUCAACAAAUAAAACAAGAGAAAAUGGAGGUUAUGAAUAUAUUAAAGAAUUCAUCUUACCUCUUUUAGAAAAGAAUCAUUAAAAAAUGAUGUUACUUUAUGGAUUGAAUAAUGAAGCUAGAUUAACAGGUAAACAUGAAACUGGACAAUAUAAUUCAUUUACAUGGGGAGAUGGAUCUAGAGGAUGUUCUAUUAGAGUACCUAUUAUUACUAAAGAAUUAGGAAAAGGGUAAAUUAUUUAUUCUCUAUAUUCAUUUUAGAUAUUUAGAAGAUAGAAGACCUGCUGCAAAUAUGGAUCCAUAUCUUGUAUCUAGUGCAUUAGUUGAUGCUACUUGUCUAAAUGCUAAGAAUCUUAUAAAUUUUAUUGAAUAAUUUGCUGAAUCAUUAAAAUAAUUAUGA
This is a messenger RNA of Paramecium sonneborni, 1177 nucleotides long. Lineage: Eukaryota; Ciliophora; Oligohymenophorea; Peniculida; Parameciidae. The record is from the annotation of a GenBank genome assembly.